This is a messenger RNA of Aspergillus niger, 216 nucleotides long. RefSeq lists its product as hypothetical. NCBI's taxonomy places the organism in Eukaryota, Fungi, Ascomycota, Eurotiomycetes, Eurotiales, Aspergillaceae. Bases 1 to 216 code for a protein of 71 amino acids. The record is from RefSeq and is a predicted model, not a curated record. The transcript has 3 exons.
AUGGCUCGUUGGACGUUUUCCCUGCCAAUAUACGGAUUAAUUCGAAAGGCGGAAAUGUGCUAUGAAGCUUGGAACACAGUGUCUGCGAGCGGGGAUUCGGCACAUUCUUCUACGGCCACGUUGAUCGAGUCGACCCUACCGCGUUCUACCCAGCUUUUCAACAUUUUGCGCACGAUUUAUAUCACCCUAGAGCAAUACUACUUGAAUACCUUUUAA